AUGCCCCACUCGGAACCCCUAAAUACCGCUACGUCAUGCAUUGAGGUGGUGCCGCUUCCAGCUUUGGAAAGACUCAACACCCUACUAGGAGCAGAGGUUAAGCUGGCUCCCGGCGGAGACCUCGACCACUUAUCGUCCGACGACGAGAAGAAGCUGGUAGAUGCACUGCACGAGCACAGCGUCCUCGUUGUGCGACGAGCCGGCAUCAAGCACCCAUCGACAAUGACUGCUUUGUGUCGCAUCUUCGACAAGGAUGCACUGGAUAUGCACAGCUACGGAAAGACGGCCGUACGUGAGAAGACAAAUGUGCUCAGUCGCAACAAUGCUGGCCGUCUUAAGGGCGAUCCCAACGUCGUCGUCAUCGGCAACGGCUUCUACGAAAACUACGAUGGGGGUGAAGACCUACAGCUGCGGCAUGUGACCCAGGCUGAAUUCCAUGCGAAGCCGCUCACAGAGGCAGAAUUAGCCGAUGGCCAGACGCGAUUCUAUCGGUGGCACCUCGACGCCCCUUUGUAUGAGCGAUAUCCGGGCAAGGUGACGAUUAUCAGCUGCCAGGAAACCCCUGGCUAUCUUCCCGAUCAGAAGAUUGUCUUCGAAGAUGGUAGCGUUAAGAGCGUCUAUCCCGGCGGCACUGCUUAUGUUUCCGGCGCGCGAGCAUUCAGCCUUCUGACACCCGAGGAGAAAGAAUGGGCUAUGAACACAAGGGUUCAGUACGCACCUCGAGCGUAUAACUGGAUCGGUGACUGUAAAGCUACAUCGGAUGGCCUUACUAUUGAGAGCGAGGGAAAGGAGCGUGAUUUCGAUUCGAUGGAGCCGUGGACUUGGGACAAGGCUCACUGUUAUCCGCUCGUCUUCCGCAACCCUGGAAAGCCGUCUCGGCCUCACCUGAUCGCCCUUGGUUGUUGCGUGUACAGCCUCAUCACCACGGAUCCUCGUACUGGCAAAGAAACGACCAUUUCGGACUUUGGCGAGGCGCGCAAGAAAAUCCAUUCACUCAUGAAACGGUCCAUGAGCGACCGCUACGUCUAUGUGCAUCGAUACGAGCCCGACGAUCUCGUCAUUUGGCACAACCGUGCCGUCUGGCAUUCAAUCACAGGCGAACUCGGCAACUCCAAGCGUCUGAUGUGGCAAGCAGCCAACGGAAGUCCAUAUGCUCCACAGGCCGCUCAGUGGGACGAGGUGGACAUUGAGGGAAAGACUUGGGCAAUGGAUAUGUGUGUUGGUGUUUGA
Molecule: messenger RNA, 1230 nt
Organism: Grosmannia clavigera kw1407
Lineage: Eukaryota; Fungi; Ascomycota; Sordariomycetes; Ophiostomatales; Ophiostomataceae
Product: sulfonate dioxygenase
Exons: 4
Coding region: 1-1230 (409 amino acids)
Molecular function (GO): oxidoreductase activity
Source: RefSeq, a predicted model, not a curated record